UUGACCCGCCCACCUGCGGGGGAGGGGUGGCUCACCAUGGCAACUGGCCUCUGCGUUGUGGAAGCAGACUACCCUGGGCUUGGCGGUUCCCGGUAGUCACCAUUCCAAGGAGACUUGAAGAUGUACAGCCAGCGGUUUGGCAUUGUCCCAAGGGAAUUUAAGGGUCCCACUCCCAAGGCGGUGAUCAUUAGGGCCAAGCCUCCCAAGGCUCAAAGGGCUGAACAACAUCUGAAAAGAAUCCAGCGCAGCUACCACAAGUAUCACACUACUUUGGCUUCCAUUAAGUCCAAUGAGCAGGAUCGCCUGAGAGUUGACUGGAUCCAGCACAAUGACCGCAAGUCCUUUGACAGUCUUGUGCGAUCAAGAGUCAAGGAUGCCAUGCAAGGCUUUAUCAUCAACACUGAAGAGCGGAGGAAUAAGCUACGUGAACUUUUAGCAUCAGAAGAAAGCAAUUAUUUUGCUGAAAUGCAAGCAAAAGGAGAAACCAUUGAAGAGAAAAAAGACAGAAUGAGAGAGAGAACCAAGCUGUUAAGAGAGAAGAAGGAAAAAGAGAGGCAGGAGUUUGUAGCUGAAAAAUUAGAGCAGCAAUUCAGGGAACGCUGUGAGGAGCUCCGCAGUAAACUGGUCAGCAUCCACGAGAAAAAGGUGAUUGAGGAACGGGAGGCACAGAUAGCAUUCAACGAGGAGCUGAAGAGGCAGAAGCUGGUGGAAGAGCAGAUGUAUGCAAAGCUCUGGGAGGAAGACAGACUAGCCAAGGAAACGCGAGAAGCUCAAGAAGAGAGGAGACAGAGGGAGCUGGUGGAAAACACACGCCUGGGGCUGGAUGCUCAGGUCACUAGCCUGCAGGCGCAAAGGCAGGCAGCCAGGCAGAUGAAGGAAGAGGAGGCCCGCUUCCUGGAGCAGAACAAUGCACAAGUUAAGCUAGAGAAUGAACAAGAGAAGCUCCGGAAACGGAAGACAAAAUUGGAAACUAGGAACAUCUUGAAAAAAGCCUUGGAAGACAAGAUAGAGUCCAUGCGGCAGGAGUACAAAGAGGAGCAGGACUUGAAUAUGAAGCUUGUAGGAAGGGCCCUUCAAAACUUGCAAGAGGAGGCAGAGAAGAAUAAGCAAAAGAAAGAAGACAUGGGAAGAGAACAAAAGAUAUACAAUGACUAUCUAAUACAGCUACGAAUGGAAGAAAAAGCCCAAGAGAAAGAACUAGACAGGAUACUAGAGGAGAUAAAGGCAAAGAAGUUGGCUGAGAAGGACCGGGAGCUGGCCCUUGAAAGAGAAGCAAGGAAGCAACUCAUGAAUGAAGUCAUGUGUACAAGAAAACUCCAAGUUCAAGAAAAAUUGCAACGAAAAGCCAAAGAACAAGAAGAAUUGGCUAUGCAGCAAGAGCGCAUAAAUGAAGGCCUGAAAGAACUUAACUGUGAAGAGAGGGAGAAUUUUGCCAGGCGCUGUGUUUUGGCUAAAGAGUAUAGGGAUCAACUUCGGAUGCAAAUUGCCUACCAGAAGCAGGCUCUGGAAGCAGCGAAGGAAGAGGAACGCCUGGAAUUUGAAGCAGGGGUGGCUGCAAAUCAAGACUGUCUGGACAGGAUCAAGGGGAUCCUCUCGGAACAUCAAGCUCUGUCUCAGAAAAUUCACCCCAUGCGCAGGGCUUGGCCUGGCAAGCUUCCACUAUAGUUUAUUAAACAUCAAUGUAUGUUUUCUGGGUCUUUUGGUAUUUUUUAACUACACCUUUUAACUAAAGGAUAAACUUUUAUUCUCUUGAGUUUAUAUUCUUUAUUAGACAUAAUUUUAUUCCUUCAAAUAAAUUUGUUCUUUGUUUGGA
This is a messenger RNA of Alexandromys fortis (reed vole), 1813 nucleotides long. RefSeq names its product cilia and flagella associated protein 53 (gene Cfap53). The transcript is spliced from 8 exons. Lineage: Eukaryota; Metazoa; Chordata; Mammalia; Rodentia; Cricetidae. The record is from RefSeq and is a predicted model, not a curated record. The coding region runs from base 121 to 1665 and encodes 514 amino acids.